AUGCGUUUAUUCACAGUUAUAUUAGAUGCGUAUGAUUUAGUGAAUCGUAAUGAGAAAUAUUUAAUUGAUCGAGCUAAACAUCGUGAUCUAUUACGUCCAUUAAUUUCUUCAACGAAGCCAUUAAAUCUCUCCACAGAUUGGCAUCAAGUUACUAUAUCCACACAAUAUUCUGGUUAUACAUUUUGUAUUCAAUUAACAUGUGAAUUAAAUCAUUAUGGUAAUGAUUGUACUAAAGUAUGUCAAGUCAAUGAGAAUCAUACCAAAUUUAAAUGUGAUUCAAAUGGUGAUAAAUUAUGUGAACCUGGUUGGAGUGGAAUUGAAUGUGAUAAAGCAAUAUGUAAUAUUGGUUGUCAUCCAGUUCAUGGAACUUGUUCAAGACCAGGAGAAUGCGAUUGUGCAACUGGUUGGCAAGGUCCACUUUGUGAUGAAUGUAUCAAAUAUCCAGGAUGUGAACAUGGAACAUGUAAUGAUGCACCAUUUACAUGCCGUUGUUUACCUAAUUGGGGUGGAUCAUUUUGUGAUCAAGAUUUGGAUUAUUGUGAACGACAUCAACCAUGUUUAAAUAAUGGAAUAUGUAGGAAUUUGAAUUCUUCAUAUUCAAAACCAUUCAAUUGUAGUUGUACACGUGAUUUUACCGGGGAAUAUUGUGAAGUAAAAUUGGCACCAUGUAUAAUUAAUCCAUGUAAACGUGGUCGUUGUAUAUCAACAGAUAAUAUCAUUUAUGAAUGUGAAUGUCAACCAGAAUGGCGUAGUGAUCAUUGUGAAGAGAGUAAUUUCAGUGGUUAAAAUUUAUUUGAUUUAAUACUUUAUAUACUACCACUUAAAGGGAAGAAUAUAGGGUUCAGAUACCGAAGUGGACACCAACUCUGGAAUAUGUAAAGUACAUUCAGCUGAAGAGUAGUAAAUAAGACGACAAGCGCAUCGUUGAUUCCAUUGUUAGCCUUAAUUGUCUAUUUUACUUCAACGUGUCUGACAUGUCUUAAACAAUAUGUUUCAGUAAACUUAAUUGACCUGUAUGAUAACUAAAAUGCUUGUUAUCUAGUUAUGCGGUCAGGUUCAAUCAAAA
This is a messenger RNA of Schistosoma rodhaini, 1066 nucleotides long. NCBI's taxonomy places the organism in Eukaryota, Metazoa, Platyhelminthes, Trematoda, Strigeidida, Schistosomatidae. The record is from the annotation of a GenBank genome assembly.